This is a messenger RNA of Entelurus aequoreus (snake pipefish), 653 nucleotides long. RefSeq names its product cytochrome c oxidase subunit 5A, mitochondrial. Gene Ontology annotation, biological process: mitochondrial electron transport, cytochrome c to oxygen. The record is from RefSeq and is a predicted model, not a curated record. The transcript is spliced from 5 exons. NCBI's taxonomy places the organism in Eukaryota, Metazoa, Chordata, Actinopteri, Syngnathiformes, Syngnathidae. The coding region runs from base 87 to 512 and encodes 141 amino acids. Gene Ontology annotation, cellular component: mitochondrial inner membrane.
CACAGACAUGUGACGUCACAGUGGAGCCCCGCUUCCCUUCAGCGAAAUCAGAGCGAGCGGCCCGCGCAGCUUGUCUGUCCCGCAACAUGUUCAGAGCAGCCGCCCGCCUGUCUUUCUCCGGGGUUCGGAGUUUGGCCCGUACGAAACCGAGGUGUCAAGCUCUGUUGGCGUCAAGGUGCUACUCUCAUGGGAAACAAGAGACCGACGAGGAGUUUGACGCCCGCUGGGUCACCUACUUUAACAAGCAAGACAUUGACGCAUGGGAGCUGAGAAAAGGGAUGAACACACUUAUUUGUUACGAUCUGGUACCUGAGCCCAAGAUUCUCGAGGCAGCACUGCGAGCUUGUCGGAGGUUAAACGACUUGGCCACUGCCCUCCGAAUUCUGGAAGCUGUGAAGGAAAAAGCUGGGCCACACAAAGAGAUCUACCCAUAUCUCAUUCAAGAACUGAGGCCAACUUUGGACGAACUGGGAAUCUCCACACCUGAAGAGCUCGGAAUCGACAAGUUAUAAAUGAGAUGGUGGUGCUUGUCCUCAGAUUACACAAUCGUUGUACCUACAUGUUUGCCUCAUAUGUCUAUUUAAUUUGACCUUUAUUAUGUUAUUUUGCUUGUAAAAUAUUAAUGAACCUAAUAAAGGAAAAUUUAUCUGUAA